AUGAGGAUGCCAGAAUUGUAUGCCUUGGCGCCAAGACCACGAUGCAAUAAUACAGUGAAUAUGGCUAGGCACAAUUCGAUUGAACCGGCUUCAUCUUUUGAUAGCAGAAUCACUACCAACUUGAAAAAGGAAGAAAAAGAUGUCAUUACUACAAUUGAAUCGGGCUCGUCUUUUGAAUCUAAACAAUUGGCAAAGAAUCCCUUCUUGGAUCCCAAAGUGGAAGAAUAUUAUCGUGACCUUUAUACCAAAUCCCGAUACGAGAGUUAUUCGGCAUUUGAUCCCAAUUUCGAAUGGACUGAAGACGAAGAAAGAACCGUCAUUUGGAAAUUAAACUGGCGAGUAGCAUUUACUGCGUGUCUCUUGUUUGUCAGCUUGCAAGUUGAUCGUGGGAACUUGGCUCAAGCCGUGUCGGAUAAUUUUUUGGAUGAUUUGGGGUUAAACACUAACGAGUACAAUACUGGUAACACCAUCUUUCUUGUUAGUUUCUUGGCUGCUGAAGUUCCGUCACAGUUGAUCUCGAAAGCUUUGGGACCUGAUAUUUUCAUCCCCUUCCAAAUUUGUGCUUGGAGUAUUGUAGCCAUGACCCAAGCUGCGCUUACAAGCAAGGCAGGGUUUUAUAUCACGAGAUGCUUGAUUGGAGCGUUGGAAGGUGGGUUUAUUGCAGAUUUGGUGUUGUGGUUGAGUUAUUUUUUUACUAGUAAAGAAUUGCCCAUUAGGUUGUCUUGGUUCUGGACUACAUUAUCCUUGGUGCAAAUAUCGACAUCAUUGAUGGCUUUUGGUUUAUUGCGAAUCAAUACAUGGGGCUGGCAUGGUUGGCAGUUCCUAUUCUUAAUCGAAGGAGGAUUCACUUUAGCCAUUGGUAUCGCAUCAUGGUUCUUGAUGGUUCCUAGUGCUGUGCAAACGAAAACAAAGUGGAAUCCAAAGGGUUGGUUCACCGACAGAGAGGAGAAGAUUGUGGUGAAUAGAAUUCUUCGAGAUGAUCCGACUAAAGGAUCAAUGAAUAACCGUCAAGCUAUUGGUCCCAAAAAUUUGUUUAAGUGUCUUAUCGAUUACGACCUAUGGCCAAUUUAUGCCAUUGGUCUCGUGGCUUACAUCGGACAAGGCACAUUCACUUCAUAUUUCACCCUUAUGAAUAGACAAUUGGGAUUCUCAGUAUUUGAUACCAAUUUAAUGACGAUUCCCUACUCUGUGCUUCACAUUGUGUUUUUGUUGAUCAUAUCAUGGUUUUCUGAACGUGUUGGUGAGAGGAGUUUGAUUUGGGUGACAUGGGUAUUGAAUACAUUGUAUUUAGGUCAGCCGUACAUUCAUGCUAUUUGUGUAGCUUGGGUAUCAAGGAACUCGAACUCGGUCAGAAAUAGAUCAAUUUGUUCGGCGUUGUACAAUAUGUUUGUUCAGUUGGGUAAUAUCAUUGGUAAUAACAUUUACCGAGAAGACGAUAAGCCCACAUACAAGAGAGGUAAUAUGCAAUUGUUUGUGAUUACAUUGAUACUUAUCCCGAUAUUGUUGUUGACUAAGUCUUACUACAUGUGGAGAAACAAAAGCAGAGACAAGAUUUGGAAUGCAAUGACUGAAGAGGACAAGCACGUUUAUAGAGAAACUACAAAAGAUGAAGCUAACAAACGGUUAGAUUUUAGAUUCGAUCAUUAG
Molecule: messenger RNA, 1647 nt
Organism: Lodderomyces margitis
Lineage: Eukaryota; Fungi; Ascomycota; Pichiomycetes; Serinales; Debaryomycetaceae
Exons: 3
Coding region: 1-1647 (548 amino acids)
Biological process (GO): transmembrane transport
Cellular component (GO): membrane
Molecular function (GO): transmembrane transporter activity
Source: RefSeq, a predicted model, not a curated record